UCUGCUCGGCUGACAGGGACGCUGAGGCUGUGCAAAGAAGCCUGGAGAGGGCAAGGAGAACUAGGCAAGCCAGAGAGAGAGAGAGAGAGGGAGAGAGAAAAGGGAAAGAAAGAAAGAGAAAGAAAGAGCUGAGGAGGAGGAGGAGAGGACGCAGAGCCCCCCAAUGCAUGGACUAGCCGCCUUUGCAACAUGCAGGAGCUACAGAGCCGCUAAACGGAGUUCGGACGACGCAGCUGCUGGGGCUGGAUUGCAGCGCUCUCUUUCCUUAUGAAGAAGGCACAAACUUGGAUUAUCAUUUGCUUUUAUCUUCAACUGCUCCUACUUAAUCCUCUUGUCAAGGCCCAAAGUCCCUGCGGGAAUCCUGUGACGGAUGAUGUGAAUGACAUUGCAAAACUGGUUGGAAAUCUUCCAAAUGAUUAUAUGAUAGCCCUUAAAUAUGUCCGGAAGAUGGAUACACUGCCUAAUCAUUGUUGGUUGCAUUUGAUGGUGCCUGAGUUGUCAAAGAGUCUGAAUAAUCUUCUCAACAAAUUUACAGAACUUACAGAUAUGCCAGAUGUCUUGAGUAAUUAUUCAAUUAUCAAUAAUCUCCGAAGAAUCAUCAAUGAUCUAAUGGCAUGCCUUUCUUCUACUAAAUAUAAGAAUUUUAGACUACAUCAUGACCAUCUUUAUGAAGAAGGUAGAUUUAUUCCAGAAGAGUUCUUUAAGCACUUUUAUAGCACCAUCGACGUGUACAAAGUCUUGGCAAAAACACCAGUACAAAGUGACUGUAUUUUGCCAUCAACGACAGAGAUCCCUCCAAAUGAUUCCAGCAUCAGUGUUACGAAGCCUUUUUUGUUACAUCCUGUGGCUGCAAGCCAUCUUAGGAACGACAGCAGUGGCAAUCACAGUAAUGAAGCAGAAUUGGGUUUCCUCAGUAGUCCCAGCAUGCAAGGAAUGAGCAUAGCACUAACAUCACUGUUGACUCUUUUUAUUGGCUUUAUUUUGGGAGCUGUGUGCUGGAAGAAGACAGCCCACAAACAUAUACUAGAAAGUAACCAGACUACACAAGCUAACAUCUGCCAAGAGGAUAAUGAAAUAAGUAUGCUACAGCAAAAAGACAAAUCGCUUCUACAAGUGUAGCUGUUGCUUUUUUAAAAAUAUACACUGUUACUGUUUCACUUCUGGGCAGCUAACAGUUCCAUGUUUGCUUCAUAAAUGAAGCAGCUUUAAGCAUAAUUGUAUUCCUUUUGGAGUGACAGACUGAGUCUGCAUCUGUUGUUGUUGCCCGUGACUCCAUAUUGAGAAUAUAGAGCUGUGGACAAAGAAUGUGCUACUGUGAAAUCAGCGUUGGAUUAAAUAUCAUCAAAGAAGAGUCUGCACCGAAAGGAACUUUAUAUAUAUAGAUAUAUAUAUGCAGACAAAUGUGGGGUUCUUUGCAUCUUGAGGUUGGGAGCAGAUUUUGGCCAAAGCUGUAAAUGCAUGAACAAAUUAUUAUGGAUUGAUGUGAUCCAGACCCAAAGUCAUGAGGAAAUUUGCAUUUUAUGUAAACAUGGAGACUCUGAAUAGGAGAGAAAUGGAUGAGAAUAAUCUUCAGCACUGCACAUAAGACUUGCAAAUAAGGUUAUGCAAUGAACUGAUGUGCUUGCAUGCUUUCAUGGUGGAACUGGGAUCAUAAUAUGUGAAGGUCACAUAUGAAAUAAGACUGGAUAUCUUUUGAGCUAUAGGUGACCUUGAAUUCCAUGUCAUAGAAACCCAACAUAUAUUUCAGGAGAAGUAAACAUCGGAACAUGAAAAAAGGCAAGUAUAAUAGAAUGGAAUAUUGACUGCUGGAUGUAGUUAUCUUUUAAGAAAAGACAGAGUCAACAUUUGGGAUAGAAAAUGGUCAUUAAGCCUAUUUAAAAUGCUUAAACAUGCUCCUUUCUUGACAUUUACAAAAAAAAAUAGUUUUUUUUUAAAAUACCAAGGUUUAGUUUAGCUUUUAUUGUAUGCCAUUUACUAUCUUCAAGUGAAUUUUAACAGUAAUACACUUGCCAUCACUUAGCAUUCUCCAUCAAUUAUUAUUAGUUUGCCUGAAAUAAAAUGGAAAACUUUCUUUUUAAUAAUUGUCAACUUCUUGAUAUUCCUUGUAACAAAACUGUGGACAGAAAAUCCCAGAUUGAAAAUAGCCUGUUAUUCACAAAUGUUUAAAGCAACAUUAAAAAUGUAUUUUAAGUUAUUAUUUUUUCUAUUACAAAUAGAAUCCAAGGAGUUUGUGUUCUAUGAAACAGUUCAGUUGUUCCACAUCCUAAACUCUUAAUCCAAUCAUAAGGUGAAAGCUAUUGUAAAUUUAAUUAUACUAUUGUUAAAAUUUUCAUUUACCAUACAUUGAUAAGAUUAUCUAUGCUUAAGAAAUACUUAAUUUAAACUGAAUGAUUUUCACCAAUUUAUUUAUUUUCAUAUCUGUCACAGACUAUUAGAAAUAAUAUAUGGAAAGCUAUAGAAGAUAUUUAGGGUUGAUUGAAAUAACACAGAUUAGACACUACUAAUGCCCUCUCCAAUUGUUUUUAGCUAGAGAAGAAGCUAAUGGCGUUAGGAGUACCAUACAGUGUAUACUAUUAUGAGGUUAGGAAGAGAGAUCUGCACAGUUCCGUGCAGAGUUCUACAUUACAAUCCAAAUCACAAAGCUGACCUUUCAAGUCUGGUAGAGACUUCAGAGCAACCAUGUCCUAUAUGUCACUGGUUGUUAAAAAAUACAACUGGAUUGAGGCCCAAAAUUAUGACUUUCUAACCCAUUUUAGAGUCAUAGAUUGAUAUCUAUGUAUAAUCUCAGAUAUAUAGAAAGACUUGCUUGAAUAAUGUCAUAACACAGGUCCUGACAAGGUGAAACCAGAGCUAACAGUUAACAUGCCCCAAUAAAUCACUAAAUGCCUCAUAAACUUCACUAACACUUUACAUUCCAGCAAGUGUUCUGUACAUUAUGUGUGCAAUAUCUGAACCCCCCCCCCCCCCCUUUAACAACUGUUCAGAAGGGAACAAAGGACAUAAUUAUUAGAUAAAUGUGACUUUAAAGGUAAUACUGCAAACAGGUUGGUAUGUGUAGUACAUGUUGUGCAAAGUUUAGUUUAUACUGCAGAGUUUAUAACAAAGCCACAUUCUCUUUACCCUUAAAACAAAACAAGACAAAUUGAAGGUCAAGAGGCAUUUGCAAGGCCAACUAAAAAUUCCAAGUAUAAUCCUACUGGCAUUACCAUGCUUGCAUAACCAUCGUUGUUCUCAUUUUUAAUGUAAAUAACCUCCAUUAGCACAAAGUGAAAUAGCAUCCCAUCAAAAGUGAAGCUGAAUAAUCAUUCUGACAGCUCAUAGCAUUUCUUUGGCAUUUUCUGCUUAAGAGAUUUGUCUGAGUGGUUUGGGCCUUCUCAGUUAAAUGUCACAAGGAUGAGAUAUCUGGAGAGUACUUCACUACUUAAGGAUAUAUAUAUAUAUAUAGAGAGAGAGAGAGAGAUCCGCAAAUUUUUAAAGCAGUAAACGUUUGCUUCUUCUGACAGUGUCUUUUGCAUCAGAGGCAAGAAAGUCACUAGUUUUGCGCAAUUUGGGGUCCAAACCAGAGUGCUUAUUUCAUGCCAGAUUUUGAUUCUGCUCAUAUUUUGCCCCCUUUCAUUUUGGUUUCAUGUGACUUGGGAUAAGAUCUGGAAUUCUAGCAAAGCUAGAGUAGUAACUUAAGAGUCCUAAACUCUACCACAAAGACAAAAUUUGUGUCCUUGAGUUAUGGCUGGGAACUAGGCUUUCACAGAAAAAAAAUAUAGAAUAUGUUGUAUUUAAAGUCAAAUAUCCUGUAGCAUCCAAAUUGUUCAGUUUGCUUUCAUAGUUAAAACAUGGUUGGACAACUUUCCGGAAAUGAGUGGCAUUGGACACUGCACAACCCACUGAGUAGAAACACCUGCUGAUGUGCCACCAAUGUUUGUCAGUAUUUUGGUGGCCAAAAUUCUCCACAGUUUCCUUUAAAAGCAGGGUAUGUUUAGAGCAUGUGUUUUCUAUUAAAGUAGAAAGUACACUCCCACAAUGGUACUUUGAAUCAAGGUACACACUCCCUGAACUCCUUGGUCAUAAAUUAAAUGAGGAGGGUUUGCAGCAGGAUCAUAUGCUUAAUAAAAAAUUAGUUGUUUUUUUCAACUGCUGCUCUGCCAAAAUUAAUCGAGAAGGGCUUUGGAGGUUGGGAGCAUACAUAUAGCUGAGUUAACCCCUGAGUUAACAGUUCUUUGUGGCCAUGUGAGCAGGCCUCUGUAGCUUUGUGAGGGGUCUUUUAUAUCUUCAACUGUGUCAAACUUUGUGAGAUACUUCCCAAAUAUUUUGUUAGUGUGAGGUUGAGACCCAGAUGGAGACGAGAUCAACCACCUACAAAAGGAAGGGAAAGCUGACAUAUAAAAAGAUUGCUGAGGAGGAAAAUUGCCAAGAAACAACAAGACACUGGGCUGGAGGAAAGGCCACAACUUUAUUAAACCGAACAAAACAGGGGUAGGGUUGGCCCAAAGCAUGAGGUCUGGAUCUGGAACAUCCAUCAACCCCUGGUUGAUCAAUGAACUGAUUUGCUUAGUGAUGACCAAGCUUCGGGAUGACAUAGGGGCAACGGCAAAGGCCCUCCUGAAGACAUGCAAUCGGACGAUCGCAUGUUCCUGUUAAGCCCCUAGUCAGCGGGAGAUGCUAAAACAAUGUGACCCCCGCAAUGGCUGCACCGCAUGUCCUCAGUGCUCCCGGGUCCCAAAGGACUCCCAAUCUAGUGUCCUGGAAACCAUGCCCACCAGAUCCAAGACCUAUGCUACCACCCCCAAAAAGUUGUGACAAAAAACAGCACCCAACAUAGGGAGGGAGGGUGGGAGAGCUGAGCUAGAAUGGUGCCCAGGCAGGAUGCCACAUGGCCUUAAAUAGGCCCUUGUACAGAGGGAUACCAGGAGAGGGAGGAGGCACUGCCUCUCCUGGGCCCUCAGCCAAUGGCUGAGCUCAGCGACCAGGCCAGCCAAUUGGCGGCCCCAACCGCUCCCCUGGCAUGCUAGGAGUUGUAGUCUCCCAGCGCCAGGGAGUGGAAGGCCUGCCCUGCAGGCUCUGACAGCAAAUAGCGUUCCCCCCCGGGCCCCAGCAAACAAUACUGGGAGAUUGGGAGGGCAGCAAUGGCCAGCCGGGCUUGGCUCCAUCCCCAGCAGCAACCUGGCUGGCCCUGGUAAGUCGGGGCGGCCCAAUUUAUGAUUGAUGAACUUAAUUACCACUUAAAUAUUUUUAACAGUUACCACUUAAAAUCCUUUAACAGAGAAAUCAUUCUUUGCUCAUUUUCUUCUCAAAGAAAGCAAUGAAUAAUUUUAGCAAAGUUUGGAAACUGCACAGUUUGCUCAAGAGACACAUUAAGUUAUGUUGUACAGAAGUUGCAUUUUCUGUGAAGAAAUGGCAUUUUCUACAUGGAAAAUAAUAUUUCUACAUAGAAAAAUACCUGCACAAAACAACUGAUAUGCUAAUUCGGUGUAGAGUGGGUCCUGAACUCCAAGGAUUGUAGUCAGUUUAAGAUUCUUCUUGCCAGGGUUUCUCAACACUCAAGAAACACAUUUUUUCAAUCAUUUGAAUAUUUUUAAACAUUCUUCCCAUCCCUAUCUUGGAUUGGACCAGGUUGGAUUUGCUUCUUCCUUUCAAUUCAAAUUGCAAAACUGAGUAAGGAUUUUAAUCUCUGUUAGUCAUCGUGAGAACAGAACCAAGGGGCAUGCCUCUGGGUGUAAUUCUUUGGAUUGCUUAAUACUGAGUAAAUCUAGAGAAAUCUGUCAUUAUUUAGAAACCACAAGAACCUAAGAACAGGCAAUUGAAAUCCAGCAGUGUGACUGUUAGCACAAAACACAGUGUAAUCUGUUAUACAAGGCCUUAUACAUCUUAAGGCAUAUGUUUACACUGUGUCUUUGGUGUGCAAAGUUUUCCACUAGCUUUUGCACAAAAUUUUCAACAUAAGGGAUUUAUCUUUUGAUCCAAUACUUUCAGGGAAACAUACAAAAUUGUAUUUUCAUUUGUUUUGGAAAGAGUGAAUAAUAUAUGCCUCCAAAGGUAGAAGAUGGAACGUUUUUUUAAUGUGUGUAAUUCAAACCCUAUUUUAUUAAUUCAUUGCAGCAUUUAUGCAAAUACAUAUAGUGAAGUCAUUAAAAUCUGUGUGUUAUUAACAUAUUUGUGGAAAUAGAAAAGCAGGUUAUGACAAAAAGCAAAUACUCUCUUACAUGGAACUCUACUUGAAUAACUGAAUGGUACUCAUUUCACUGCAAGUUUGCUUCAGACCUAUGCUCAGUACAAAUGUGCCAUAUUGUAUCCAUAUCAUUCUUCUCUUAAUAUGAUGAGACUCUCCAAACUACUUAUUAUACAUCUGUUAAAUCAAAAGAGCUACUUUUGUAUUACUUCAGCUACUUGGAAUGAGAUUUAUGUCAUAGAUCCCCCUGCAUCACUAGUCAUUUCAUUCAACUGUAUUUUUUAAAGAAACAGUGUAUAAAUAAUUAUUAAAUAUAUUUAAGUUCUUGAAAAUCAGAAGCUUCGGGCUCCUCCUUUUUGGUCAGAGAGAACCAUUUGCUGGCUACUUUAUGGGUUCAGAGUAUGUAUAUUUUCAUGUAAAAAACUAACACAAUCCUAUGUAUUUGUAACCAAACUGAAAUUGAA
Sceloporus undulatus (fence lizard) is the source of this 6627-nucleotide messenger RNA. RefSeq names its product KIT ligand (gene KITLG). The transcript has 10 exons. Gene Ontology annotation, cellular component: plasma membrane. NCBI's taxonomy places the organism in Eukaryota, Metazoa, Chordata, Lepidosauria, Squamata, Phrynosomatidae. Gene Ontology annotation, biological process: positive regulation of cell population proliferation; cell adhesion. Bases 268 to 1119 code for a protein of 283 amino acids. Gene Ontology annotation, molecular function: cytokine activity; stem cell factor receptor binding. The record is from RefSeq and is a predicted model, not a curated record.